AUGGCCUCAGCAACCACAGGGACAGCAUCAGAAGCCUCAUCCAGCAAGGCCGGCGCGCAGAACCCUUUCUCACCCUUCUCCUUAUCAAUAGGUCCUAGACCAAGAGGGCAACGACAGCCACAGCUACCAAUCUUCUCCAGUGACGACUUCCCUCAAGCAGAGGCGAGAUCACGUCCUAGCAAUAAUGUGAACAACGGGAACACCACUCCUCAAACCCCACAGGACAUCCGAAAAAGGUCGUUUACGACAAACGAAAAGUGUCACGCCAUACAAAUGUGCCUGUCCCUAACAGAGGAGUACCUCGCCAUGCCUUUGGCCCUCCACCACGACCAAGGGCCCUUCUGGACCAAGGUUCUGAAUCAGAAACUUGAUCGUGGCUUGGCUGCGAAGAUGAAAACAUGGAAAGUCUUGAAGGAAUCUGUAGAGUAUUGGUGCCUCUUUCGACGCACACUACUCCGAGAAGGCCGCUUGCCGGCGGUAUCGCAAAGUCAACCAGAGUUAGAUACUCUGAUUGACUCUUGGAACAAGGUCUUCGCAAAACGCUUUUGUCGUAUGUACAGAGGCUACUUUGAGAGCGCCACGGUGUCACAGCUCCCUAUCCGUUCUGCUGUUCCCUCGCCAAUGGCCAGCAGCGAUCAAAACGCAUUGUCAGAACCGAACGAGAUUGUGUCAGGAAGGAAAAGAAAGAGUGUUGAGCCUGUCCCUAGGAUCACACCUACGCAUGAUUCCCCUCAUCUCGGCCGGGACACACCCAACAGGGGCGUAUCCGACAAUCAGACAAAACGGCAAAGGCAACGGUCACCUUCAAGAGGACCGGAAUCACUGCAAGGACGACAGAACAGGCCGGAUAUGCAAUACCCAGACACAUGGGUUGCUAACCGCGAACCCCAGCGCCGUUGCGAACCCAGGGGGUUUCGAGAAAACACAGUUGAAUUCGAUAACUUGUCCACACGCCGCCAAAACCAUCUCAUUAGGACACAGAAUCGUACUCUGCUCGAGAGACUUGAGGAGUUGGGACCUCGAUGCGAGGAGGGGCCAAGAAUCAACCGUUGGUCUUGA
This is a messenger RNA of Fusarium tjaetaba, 1059 nucleotides long. RefSeq lists its product as uncharacterized. The transcript is spliced from 3 exons. Lineage: Eukaryota; Fungi; Ascomycota; Sordariomycetes; Hypocreales; Nectriaceae. The coding region runs from base 1 to 1059 and encodes 352 amino acids. The record is from RefSeq and is a predicted model, not a curated record.